ACUUUUGGGUCAGUUGGCUGGGACAGGAGGGAGGGAGCCAACAGUCCCUGGAGGGCCAAAUUAAACUAUAGGCACCUGGGAACUAGGCUUAUCAAGGACCAUUAAAGAAGAUCCCUGCAGGAGAGGGGUCGGAGGGCAGAAAGAAAGGAGUGUUGGGGCAGCUCCUGUGGUCCAGGUUGGAGGAGUUUGUAGGGGCAUACGGGGCAUCUCUUGUAUGGUGCCUUAAGAGGGAGUCCUCUAAAAAAAAAAAAAAAAAAAAGAGGGAGUCCCCUAGGCCUUUCAGUGAUUGGCAUUUCCAAUCCUGGUGGCUAUCCUUGGGAACAGUGUCAGGAUGGAGGUGAAAUUGCUGGGGACACAUUGCACCCCCAAGAGGUUAGCCACUCCCUGUGUGGUACCGUCUAGAGCCCCCCUGCCCCCAUCCAAAGGUGAGGACAGGCCCUCUGCUGAUCCUACCCCACCUUUCUCUUCAGGGCCAGCUCACCCCUCCCAGGCCCUUUGUCACUGAGGCCCUCAGGCCCCAGUGGUUCCAGUGAGGGGAGGGCCUGAGCUUGAGCAGGCCAGCAGCUCUGGGCCCCAAACCGGUUUUCCCACCUCUACUGAGGCUGGCACAUCACCCAUGUGGUUCCCUGCCCCCACCUCCUCACAGUUCCUCCUCUCCCCACCCUGGAAUGUGGGGGCGGGGGAGGGGGGUUGCAGGCAGUUAUCCAAGUCAUCUUUUUAAACAAGAAGGUGGAAUGACUUUCCCUUCCGUACCUCUGACUCUCAGGGAUUCCCUCCAGGCCUUGAAGGCUUCAGAACUAAGUGAAAGCAAAAAAGCAGUUGGGAUUCCCAGCCCCCACCCUGGCCCCCAUCCAGUCCCCAUCUGAGCCCUGGAGGAUGAGACAAGGAAGCCCAGCCUACCCCCUGGCCUGCUCUGGAGUAAAUAUGUGGGAGCAGUAGCCUUCUCACCAGGUGCCCCUGGCCAAUCCAAGGCCCUCACCUCAAAUACCAACAAGGCAAAUACUUCCAUUUGUCUCUUGCCAACAAGAACACCUCUUUUGCUGGAACUGAGAUUAUCUCAUUAAUGAUAACACCAACUGACAUUAAUAGGGCUCUUGCUGUGUGCCAGGCUCUAUGCUAAGUACUUUAGAUGCUCACAAAGCCCCUAUGAAGUAGGUAAAACCAUGAGAAAACACAGAACAGAAAGGUUCAGUAAUGUGCCCAAAGCCAAACCACUAGUCUGUGGCAGAAGCAAGCUCUCUCCCCAGGCUGACUCUAGAAGUGCCCCUUUACUAAGGAAUUCCUAACCCUAACCAUAUUCCUAAAGGAAUUGGUUACUGACUCAGUUUCUAACCCAUGGAAGAAUAGCUCUUGGAGAUGAGGGAUGUGGAAGUGUCUACAGGAGCUCUUGAAGCUCCUGUACCUAUAACUAACUCCUGUUCCCCCAGUCCCCAAAUACAGGUCUUAUGUAAAUAUCCUUCCCAUUCUCCCUGUUACUCCUUAGGGACGGUAGGUGAGAACCAUCCCCAUUUCACGAAGGAGGAAAUAGGGUUAAGGACUAUAAAUGACCUGCCCAAGACACUGGCCUUGAGCUCUGAUGCUCUCCCUGGGAGUCUGGGUUACAUAUAAAAUGCCUCACUGGAACACUACUUGGCGGGUGGGGGGCAGUGGUGUGGGGAUGGCCCUAUGAGCACAGAGCUUUGAGGAGGGACCUAGCAAGGAGGCACUGUCACCCAGCCUACCACACAGUCCAGAUGCGAAGCAGCUGGUGAUUAACAAUGGACCCCCAGAUAAAGCUGACAAACACUGAGAUGCUGCCUUCACUUGGGACUGAUUGCUAAAGGACCCUGGAGGAGUUUCCUUGUCCUGAGGAUACUGAUGCAGGGGUUCUAGAGGCCUGGUUGGCUUUGGCAGUUCCCAGAGUGGGCCAAUGUCUGGUGAGCAGUUGGCAGAGGUGAUUUCUUUUUGGGAGGUGGACAAGACAAACCGCCUUUUCAAAGCUGGGGCCUGAGAGGAGGUAGCGGGAGGGGGGAAACUACAACUCCCAGAAGCCCUUGCUCCCCAGCGAGUCGAGUAUGGUUGCCAUGGUUUCAGAAAACAAUAUGGCCGCUCCCAGCUGGGAAGUGAGUCUGGGUUAGAGAGGCAGAGGAGGAUCUGCGCGGCGGCAGUGGCGAUAGAGGAAGCUCUUGAGGGGUCGUGAGGUUGGACCUGGACGCUGCACAGCUGGACCGGCCUGACCUUUCUGAGGGCGCCAAUGGCGGGCAGCGUGGACGAGGAAGCGCUGCACCAACUGUACCUGUGGGUAGACAACAUCCCUCUGUCCCGGCCCAAGCGAAAUCUCUCCCGGGACUUCAGUGACGGAGUCCUGGUCGCAGAGGUCAUCAAGUUUUACUUCCCCAAGAUGGUGGAGAUGCACAAUUAUGUUCCUGCUAACUCUCUCCAGCAGAAGCUGAGCAACUGGGGUCACCUGAACAGGAAGGUGCUGAACAAGUUGAGCUUCUCUGUACCAGCUGACGUGAUGCGCAAGAUCGCACAGUGUGCCCCAGGCGUGGUGGAGCUGGUGCUCAUUCCACUGAGGCAGUGCCUGGAGGAGCAGCAGAGGCGCAGGAAGCAGGGCACCAGCUCCUUACAGGAGCUGGCUCCCCAGGAUGGCACUGACUACAUGGAUGUGGGUUUGUCCCAGAAGGCCCGAGGGGAAGGUGCUCCAGACCCCCAGGGAGGGGGGCAGCUCAGGGUGGGCCGGCUGCCUGUGCCCCGGCCUCUGGGGUAUAGCCAGGCGCUGCAGGGCGACCGAAGCUUCGUCCUCCAGAUUGCUGAAAAGGAGCAGGAGCUGUUGGCCUCGCAGGAGACUGUGCAGGUCCUGCAGAUGAAGGUGAGACGCUUGGAGCACCUGCUCCAGCUCAAGAACGUGCGCAUCGAAGAUCUCUCCCGGCGGCUCCAGCAGGCGGAGCGUAAGCAGCGGAGAAUGGACUGCUUUCCAGAACCUAGAAGCCACAUGCAGAGACCUGGCAUGCACCCCAAAGCAGUGCCUGACACCAGAGGGGGUUCUGCCUUGGUGCUCCCUGUGCUGGACCUUGGCGGGGUGGUCCCCCAGCUCGGUCCGCACCCCUAGAACCCGCUCCCUGCCCAGCUCUGAUGACAGCAGCGUCUCCAUCCAGGCUAGUCCUCUGUACCCUGGGCCAAAGGGGAGGCUGCCCCAGACAGCUGAGGGGCUUCCUUGCCCCUCCUGGGCACUCACCUGGGACCCAACUGGAGGCUGGAAAGUGCAACAGCUGAAGAGAACGGGGUGAGGAGUGAGCUCAGCCAGGAGUGGGGAAGACAUGGGCUGUGCCUGUUCCAAUUGCCCUCCCCUCACACGGGGUAUGUUAAGAAUGGCUGGGUUGCCCCCAUUAAAGGUAUG
Messenger RNA from Balaenoptera acutorostrata (minke whale), 3379 nucleotides. It is a transcript of the gene SPEF1, whose product is annotated as sperm flagellar 1. Gene Ontology annotation, molecular function: microtubule binding. The transcript is spliced from 8 exons. NCBI's taxonomy places the organism in Eukaryota, Metazoa, Chordata, Mammalia, Artiodactyla, Balaenopteridae. Bases 2234 to 3091 code for a protein of 285 amino acids. Gene Ontology annotation, biological process: regulation of cytoskeleton organization. The record is from RefSeq and is a predicted model, not a curated record. Gene Ontology annotation, cellular component: axoneme.